Trichoderma harzianum CBS 226.95 is the source of this 2013-nucleotide messenger RNA. RefSeq lists its product as hypothetical. Gene Ontology annotation, molecular function: protein binding. Gene Ontology annotation, biological process: cell surface receptor signaling pathway; cytoskeleton organization. The transcript is spliced from 6 exons. Lineage: Eukaryota; Fungi; Ascomycota; Sordariomycetes; Hypocreales; Hypocreaceae. Bases 1 to 2013 code for a protein of 670 amino acids. Gene Ontology annotation, cellular component: cytoplasm. The record is from RefSeq and is a predicted model, not a curated record.
AUGUCUAGUCCGGAACCGCAUGGCUCAUCUGGUUUCACAGACUCGGAAUCGUCUGCUGAAUCCCUCGAUUACCAACACCAAUAUACGUCCACCCACGACCCCGUUCCUCCCGGCGAGGGAGGCAGCUACAACUUUUAUACGCACCCCGCUCGAACAUCCGUGCUAGACGCCAACGGUGAAUUGCUCCUCGAUCCCUCGCUCCGUCUAGGGCCUGCGCCGGCCGCAACCUCGACUGAAAUGGAUAACCCGGCAGCUCAGGGCGACAUGGCCAACGUGUGGAGGCCGACCGGCAGCUUGCCGUCCUUUUCUCGAGCAUUUGAUAUCUUUUCUGUGGAUUCCAGUGACGACCGGUUCUUUGUGCCCUCGUAUCUCAAGGGGUCGACAUACGUUCAGAAGUUGGAGGAAGCGUACAAUACCAAACUAGAAGCUCAGAAUGAGGGCAAGCGGACCAAAGGGAAUGGGCAGGAUCUCAGCUCUCCGGGUCUUAGCACGACACCCCUGCCUCCUGGCUCACAUAGAGGCAUACUGCACUCCGUCCUGGAGAGGACGCCGUACGAUGGGGAUGACAGUCUGGCCCCUCUGCCGAUCCACUGGAACCCAGGUGAUAUGUGGCAGUCGAUAGAGGUGACGCCAAACUUGCUCGGGCUCAAAUAUGCUGGGCCCAAGAGUCACCACGAGCGCGAUCAUGAGGCUAGUGCUAUCCGAGCAGAUAAUUUCAUGCCUCCUCAAUGUGGGAUAUACUACUACGAGGUGCAGAUCAUUUCGGGCAAACGAGACGACACGACGAUUGCGGUUGGGUUUUCUACCAGAAACGCAGCAUUAUCACGGCCUGUCGGUUGGGAGCCGGAAUCUUGGGGAUAUCACGGUGACGACGGCCGGUGUUUUACAGGCCAAAACAUUGGCAGGCCUUUUGGCCCGGUGUUUAACAGCGGUGACGUGAUCGGGUGCGGAGUCAACUUUCGAGACCACACAGCAUUCUUCACCAAAAACGGACAGAUGCUUGGGGUCGCAUUUCACGACGUCACCAGGAGCAGUUUAUACCCGACCAUCAGCCUUAAAAAGCAGGGCGAGGAAAUUUCCGUCAAUUUUGGGCAGUCACCUUUUGUCUUCAACAUUGAUGACAUGAUGAAUGAACAACGAGAAAACAUCCAGAAUGCAAUUCAGCUGGCAGACACUUCGCAACUUGAGCCUGGCAUGAACGAGACAGAUCUCAUCCAAGCACUAGUGCUGCAGUUUCUCCAACACGAUGGCUAUGUGGAGACGGCUCGAGCUUUUGCAGAGGAUAUGAAGCUGCAAAAGGAGGCCCUGAACCUGAAUCCAAACGUGACGGUGGACGGCCUCAACAUCAAGGAUGAUGAGGACGCCAAUAACAGACAACGAAUUCGGCGAGCGAUACUCGAUGGAGAAAUAGACCAAGCGCUCGAUUACACCAAUACAUAUUACCCGCAAGUCCUCCGCGACAACGAGCAGGUAUACUUUAAGCUACGGUGUCGCAAGUUCAUCGAGAUGGUGCGAAGAGCUGCCGAGCUGAGCAUAAAGUACGACGCCAAAAGGGGCACUGAGCUGGGCCAAGAGAUGGACUUGGAUGUCAACGGCAGCCACGGAUGGGGAGACAACAUGGAGACAGAUGGAGGGGAUCAUGGUGCGGAGCUGACCAAGCUGGAAAACAAGAUGCUAAGCUAUGGCCAGGCCUUGCAGGCCGAGUUUGCCAACGACCCUAGGAAGGAGAUUAGCAAGUCGCUGAACGAAAUCUGGGCCUUGGUGGCAUACAAAAAUCCGCUCAAGGAGCCGCAGGUCAGCCACCUGUUGGAUGGGAAAGGGCGGGUGACGGUUGCAGAAGAGCUGAACUCUGCUAUACUAUCAUCGCUGGGGAAGUCAUCACGAGCAUCGCUGGAAACGCUAUAUGCGCAGACCAGCGUGCUGCUGGAAGAAUUACGAAAGGAUGGCGGCCCAGGAGCGUUUGUCUCGCUGCAAGAUGUGGUAGAUAGCAUUCAACCGUCUCAACAGGUCUGA